Molecule: messenger RNA, 3161 nt
Organism: Pungitius pungitius (ninespine stickleback)
Lineage: Eukaryota; Metazoa; Chordata; Actinopteri; Perciformes; Gasterosteidae
Gene: adora1b
Product: adenosine A1 receptor b
Exons: 2
Coding region: 815-1957 (380 amino acids)
Biological process (GO): G protein-coupled adenosine receptor signaling pathway
Cellular component (GO): plasma membrane; dendrite; synapse
Molecular function (GO): G protein-coupled adenosine receptor activity
Source: RefSeq, a predicted model, not a curated record
GUCUUUUUAUGUGUCAGCUGUGGCAGUUCACCGUUCGCUCUUAUCAGGACAAACGAGCAAGGUCCAUUAGCAUUUGAAUGUGCGCUGGGGGAGGCUUGCACGGCACAAUACGGAAAACGAGAGUCCGUUCAAAUCACCACUGCAUGGGACGGUCCCGUAGAAGCCGCAAAGGAAAUCAAUAUUGACUUUACAGAAGCAAAGGCAACACAUCUGAAUGGAACAAAAGAAGGCGUGAAAAUCUCGCAGCUAUAUUUGGAAAACUGCAUUAUUGGUCCUACUGAAAGCACAGUGGAGGAGGAAGAGGAGGAGGAGGAGGAGGGGUGUCGGACCCGCCUGCGCAAGAGCUGCAACUGCGCGCGCUUUGCUCCACAACACAGCGUAUUUCCUCUUUAAAACCCGCUGCGCCGAAUUCCAAACGUAGGCCGAUGAAGAUGAAGACGAAACGCCCCGUCGGAUGAAUCCGAAGGCUUGUGGAGGAUGCUGCUCUCACCAGGCGCAGGUGUCUUCAUCCAAGUGGACGCGCAGGUCACAGAGCGGCAGCGACGCACAACAGCCACCGGACCACAACACCUGCUCCAAAGGGAAACCCCUCGUGUUCCGAUAACUGCUGGGUUUUUGCCUUCAAAACAACUGGAUGUAUUGCUCAUUGUGUCUCAUAACCACGAGAAUGUAGGGACCGUGGAACCGACGGACGCACGGCUCAUUUGGAAAAUACUGUAGUGACAACAAAACAAAACGAAGACCAAAGACUCCUCUGCCGGCUUCUUUUCUGAAAUCAAUAUUGUGCUUUUCAAGGACAUAAUCAUCUGCCAGGAUGCCCGGAGCACUGACCCCAGCGCAGUCGCUCUACAUAGGGAUGGAGGUGGUGAUUGCGCUCGCGUCUGUCAUCGGGAAUGUGAUGGUCGUUUGGGCGGUGAAAAUUAACAGAUCGUUGCGAGAUAACACGUUUUGCUUCAUCGUCUCCCUGGCUCUAGCGGAUAUUGCUGUGGGAGCUCUGGUCAUCCCUUUGGCCAUUACCAUCAGCAUCGGACUCCAAACUCACUUCUACAGCUGCCUGCUGGUCGCGUGCACGGUCCUGGUGCUGACGCAAAGUUCAAUCCUGGCCCUCCUGGCUAUUGCCAUCGACCGCUAUCUCAGGGUCAAGAUCCCAACCAGGUACAAGCGGGUGGUGACCCGCCGGCGAGCAGGGCUGGCGGUGGUGAUUUGCUGGACGGUGGCCUUCAUCGUGGGGCUCACCCCAAUGCUGGGCUGGAACAACCUGAAGCGUCUCCAGCAGAACGGCUCCAUCAGCGACGAUCUCGUCAUCACCUGCCAGUUCGAAAACGUCAUCAGCAUGGACUACAUGGUCUACUUCAACUUCUUCGGCUGGGUUCUGCCGCCGCUGCUUUUCAUGUUGGUCAUCUACGCAGAGAUCUUCUACGUGAUCCACAAGCAACUGAACAAUAAGAAGUUCACCACCAGCCACUCAGACCCCAACAAGUACUACGACAAGGAGCUGAAUCUCGCCAAGUCGCUGGCCCUGGUUCUUUUUCUCUUUGCGAUCAGCUGGCUGCCGCUCCACAUCAUCAACUGCAUCACACUCUUUUUGCCCGAGUACGAGAAGCCCAUAAUCCUGCUCUACAUCGCCAUCCUGCUCACACACGGCAACUCCGCCGUCAACCCAAUUAUCUACGCCUUCCGCAUCAAGAAGUUCCGCACGGCCUUCAGGAAAAUCGGGCAGCAGUACUUCUGCUGCAAGGACACACCAGUUCUGGAGAUUCAGCUCAGCGACAGGAAAGAGAUGCCCGAUGCAGAGCCACCGUCUGCAGCACCUCCACAGGCCCCUGAGAAGGAACAUCUAGAAUCUGAUCCACUAGAACAGCAGCCGUGUUCGCCCGGGCGGGUGCAUGACGGGAGAACCGAACCACCUCAACCAGCGAAAGAACAUCCGCCCUUAUUCGACCAAAACACAGUCUAAGCCAAGGAGCGCAGCGGAUGGAUUGCUGGGAGAAUAACGAUCAGUGUUGUUUUACUCAUUUGAAUGCAGUCUCAUGAGGAGUAUGAAGUGCUUGGACACCGUAGGGAAGCAGGGGACUUGCAUUGUAAAUCUAAAAUACUGGAAAAUCAUUCAUCUUUACUCAGGAGGGAUGGAUUUCAUAAACGUUUGGUCAAAACAAAAAAAGAAAAGCAAAAGGGUUUUAUUUCUUGCAAUAAUAGAGGUCCUUUUCUUCCCUGUUUUCAUUAUAUUCAGUUGGUGUGAAGUUUACAAAAUGUGCAAUAUCAUUUUUUCGUGGUUGGCGGAUUAUCAAACGUUGUACCUUGCUAUAGAAAGAAAGUGUGUAUGUUCAGUAGAGCAAGUUCAUUUUAUUACUGUGUGCUUUUAAACAGCCUGUAGCUGAAGAAUAUGAAUGUAAGUAAGUGACGGCACAAUUUUGAACGCUCGUCUCUUCCCUCCUCUUGAGCGCCGCCGUGGCAGAGCAAGUGGCACUAAGGGAGAGCUCCUCGCGGCGUGUAGCCGCGUGGGUGUGCAGAUUGAAGGGUUUUGUAAUCUCUUAACCUCUUCUCCACUGGGGUUGAGUGACUCGUAGGGUCCAGCAGCAUUGAUCCAUCGCAGAGGAGAUGGACAGUGAGAAGACAGACGCCGCUGGGUCGAAUGGCUGGUUUUAACCUUUUGAGAAGCUGUGUGCAGGAGACUCGCCGCUGCAGGACGACAUCUAUUCUCGUGGGAGAGAUACAAGAUGCACUUAAAGCUGGUGUUUAUCCAGCCUCCAUCACAGCUGGUCGUGCGAAGCUGUGUUUUUCCUUUUUUUCACAACCUACCGCGGCUUCCCUGGCCUCAUUCAGUAUUCCAAUUAGUACGGACUUUGCUUAAUGGUGUAAAAAUGGUGUUAAAUGCCAAUGACAAAAAAACUGAAUGAGAAUGUAGAGUCAUUGUGUGUUUUUAAUUGGAAAGACUCAGAACUUUGGCCAAGACGGUUUACUGACUGACUCUCCUGAGUGGGUGACAAUCUCUUAUGUGUUUUCUAUUGCAGACGGUCUGUCGACAUUUUGAUGCUCGGAUGACCGAGAAGGCAGAAACUUUAAUGCAAUCCACACCAAAGUGUAUAGCCAGAUGUACUGUAUAUAACACACACAAGGGGAAGGAAAGCAGUAUGAAUAAACAUAUGCUCCAAUGUGCACAA